AUGGGAAUGGUGAAUGGGUGUCAAGUUUUUAACCUUUUCAAGUACUACAAUGGGUGGGGGAAUUUGGGUUCUCAAUUUUCCACAAGUUAAACAGAUGCGUAAGAAAUUAUAUAUUGGAUCUAUCAAACCCACGUACAAUCCAAACUUUGUUUUUUUUUUUUUUGACAGUUUCUAUAUCAUCUUUGGAAGUCUAGGAAACACAAAAUAAAAGAAAUAAAUAAUCAGCUUGGGAAAGGGAAAAAGGCAGCUUAGAUCUCUCUUCAACUCUAUGACAAAAGCAGGAAACAGAUUGAGGAAAAAGCCAGAGACCCGUGCCUGCAAAUCCACUUGUUUCUGCAACUCACCCAACAAAAUGAGGUGAGAGCUACCCGUUUUUUUUUUCUUCCUUUGCUAUGUUCUCAGUGUCUCCUUCAUACUCUUUAUCUUCUUUUGUAUUUAUUGCUGAUGCCAAUAGGAGAACACUUCUGAAUUUGCUUCUUUUCUUUCACAUUCUAUUCCGUGUUUCUUCAAAAGGCUUUCCAUAUCAUGGCAAAAUGAAUAGUACCCAUCAAUUCUAGUAGGUCGGUUCUCAUGGUCAAAUGAACAGUGCUCAUCAAUUGUCAACUUGUCCUUUCCGUUUCUGAUUCUGUUCCCCUUUUUUUUUUCUUUUGUUCCUAUUCUGGGCAGUUCUUUCUUGAAUUUUUGAGCUUUGAGAAGAGGCUAAACUUUAAGUUCUUAAAACUUAUCAGUCAUCUGGUUUCUCACCCUGAAUUGCAGUUUCUGGCAAUUACAUGCUUUGUUUUGCCUUCAUCUCAACUUGUAAAUGUCAAAUUUUCUUCCUUUUUUAUCCGGUAACUUGUUAUCUUAAAUCUUUAAUGUUUUGUUAUGGUCUCUUUGUACUCCAAAAUCUGAACUUUGUUGAAUUUAGGACUAGAUAGCUUACUAUGCCUUCAAAUCUGCUUCCUUCAGAGCUACAAUUUUGUGUUCCCGGCAACUUGAUGUCAGUUUGGUGCAAAAGAGCUGCCAAAUAAGGUUUCGGGAGAAAUUAUGCUUCGCUGCUUCUUGUAUAGACGGUAGAGAACCCAUUUUUCUUUCUGUAUAUCCUCCUUAGUUUAGGGUCAAGAAAAUUUCCUUCUUUUUUGUCUAUCCGGGGUAUUUUGUUGUUCUCUUCCAAGACCUUAUUUUGGCUCAAUUCGGAGUUUUCUAAUGGAAAGUCGAGCUUUUAUUCGUUUUCUGUGCUUUUUUGCACUAUCUACCCUCCUUUUGUCUGAAACCUGUAUGGCUAGCAUUCAAACUGUUGGGAUGAUUAAACCAGGAUUUCAAGGUUCUCAAAUGAAUUGGAUCGACAAUAAUGGGGUGUUUCUCGUAUCUAACAACUCAGAAUUUGGUUUCGGCUUUACCACUACUUCAGAUGUCACGUUGUUUCUACUAGUUAUCGUCCACAUGGAGACUACAAAAGUAAUCUGGGCCGCUAACAGAGACUCCCCUGUUUCGAAUUCUGAUGACUUUGUGUUUGACAAAAAUGGUAACGUGUUAUUACGGAAAGGAGUAAGUGUGGUUUGGACAACAAAUACUGGUGACAAAGGAGUUUCUGCUAUGGUAUUGCAGGAUUCGGGGAAUUUGGUUUUGCAAGGGGAUGGUGGCAAAGUAGUGUGGCAGAGUUUUGAGCAUCCAUCUGAUACCCUUAUUUCAAACCAAGAGUUUAGAGAAGGAAUGAGACUUGUUAGCAAUCCUAGCGCCAGUAACUUGAGCUAUAUUCUUGAAAUCAAAUCAGGCGACAUGAUUCUUUCAGCAGGUUACUCAACUCUGCAGCCCUAUUGGUCCAUGGGGAAGGACACGCGAAGAACCAUUAACAAAAAUGGUGGGGAGGUCGCCGUAGCAUCUCUUGAUGCGAAUUCAUGGAGUUUAUUUGAUGAAAGCAAAGUCUUGCUAUGGCAAUUUACAAUCUCAGAUCCUAUUGAUGCAAAUGCCACUUGGAUUGCAGUGUUAGGAAGUGAUGGCCGUAUAUCUUUCUUCAAUCUCCAUGAUAAAGGGUCCUCUUCAACAACAAAAAUUCCAGCAGAUCUGUGUGGCACGCCAGAAGCUUGUCAGCCAUAUUUUGUUUGUUCAGGAACUUCAGACAACACCAGGUGCCAGUGUCCAUCAGGGCUUGGCAAUUGCAAAACAGGUAUUGCCUCUCCCUGCAGUCAGGGAAAGGAUGCUGUAGAUCUUUUUGAUGCUGGAACGGGGCUCAAUUAUUUUGCACUUGCCUAUGUUUCUCCAUCUUCAAAAACUGAUCUGAGUGGUUGCAAAGCAUCUUGCCUUGGCAACUGCUCCUGUAUGGCUGUUUUCUAUGACAAUAGCUCGAGGAAUUGUUUCCUGUUUGACCAGAUUGGUAGCUUCCAAAACUCUCAACAGCAGUCUGAUUUAGUUGCUUUUGUCAAGAUGUCGAGCAAUGCAAAUGGUGCAGGGGAUGGAGGUGGCAAAAAAGGCUUCCCAUAUGUUGUGAUUAUAGUUGUUUCUACAGUGCUGGUUAUUUUUGGCCUAUUUUUUGUGUCAUACCGAUACUACAAGAAAAAGAAGAAAAUGCCACAAUCUCCUGAAGAGACUUCAGAAGAGGAUAAUUUCUUGGGAAGUUUAACUGGGAUGCCUACUCGUUUCACUUACAAUGAUCUUCAGACUGCUACAAAUAACUUCUCUGUUAAGCUUGGGCAUGGAGGAUUUGGCUCAGUAUACCGAGGAACUCUUCCAGAUGGAACUCAAAUUGCUGUGAAGAAAUUGGAACACAUUGGUCAGGGAAAGAAAGAGUUUCGGGCUGAAGUUGGUAUCAUUGGCAGUAUCCAUCAUCUGCACCUGGUCAGGCUGAAAGGCUUCUGUGCUGAAGGGAGCCACCGACUUCUUGCGUAUGAAUACAUGGCAAAUGGUUCCUUAGAUAAAUGGAUCUUCAGGAGAAAUAGAGAAGAACCCCUGCUGGAUUGGGAAACAAGAUUCAAUAUUGCAGUGGGAACAGCAAAAGGGCUAGCUUAUCUCCAUGAAGAUUGUGAUGCAAAGAUUGUGCAUUGUGACAUAAAGCCAGAAAAUGUAUUGCUUGAUGACAAUUUCCUAGCCAAAGUCUCAGAUUUUGGCUUGGCAAAGCUAAUGACUCGAGAGCAAAGCCAUGUUUUCACCACUCUAAGGGGCACCAGGGGUUACCUUGCACCUGAGUGGAUCACAAACUACGCAAUAUCAGAGAAGAGUGAUGUUUACAGCUACGGCAUGCUGCUGCUAGAAAUCAUUGGCGGAAGGAAAAACUUUGACCCUGAAGAAUCUUCGGAGAAAUCUUACUUGCCGUCCUAUGCUUUUAAGAUGUUAGACGAAGGGAAGCUGAGAGACAUCCUGGAUUCGCGGCUGAGUAUCCAAGGAGAAGAUGAGAGAGUUUUUACUGCUGGCAAAGUUGCAUUAUGGUGCAUACAGGAAGAUAUGCAUUUAAGGCCAUCAAUGACCAAAGUUGGUCAAAUGCUAGAAGGUCUCUCCCCUGUUCCAAAGCCGCCAAUGUCUUCCCCAUUGGGUUCUCGCCUUUAUUCAAAUUUCUUUAAAUCGAUGACCAUGAGCGGAGAGGGCACAUCCUCAGCCUCAGGACCAUCAGACUGCAACAGUGAUGCUUAUCUUUCAGCUGUGAGGCUUUCUGGUCCAAGAUAACAAUUGCUGAAGAUGGGGGAGUUUGGUGCAAUUGUUUCAUAGAUUGUAUCAUGUUUUAACAUCUCAUCUGCCCUGUAUAUUUGUUAGAUUUAUUUUUCAAAAAUUUUUGUAAUACUAGCUAUUAGCUGAUACAAAUCAAGCCUCAGGAUCAUCCCUUUUUUCUGUAUAA
Theobroma cacao (cacao) is the source of this 3805-nucleotide messenger RNA. It is a transcript of the gene SD2-5, whose product is annotated as S-domain-2 5. The record is from RefSeq and is a predicted model, not a curated record. Lineage: Eukaryota; Viridiplantae; Streptophyta; Magnoliopsida; Malvales; Malvaceae. Gene Ontology annotation, biological process: protein phosphorylation. Gene Ontology annotation, molecular function: ATP binding; protein serine/threonine kinase activity.